GCUGGACCUUGAGCAUCUCGGCGGGGCCAGUGGGCCUGCGCCUCUCCCGCUCUGAUUCGGACGAAUCCCCUCUUCCCACAGUCGUCUUCUCCAGCGGGCUCGGGCCUGCCUGCAGGAUUUCCUCUUUCAGCAUGGAAAAGUCCCGCUGCUGCUGCUGCUGCUGAUGUUCUGCUCUGCCCCUUCUCCCCAGAGGCGAGGACCCCUCUGCUCCCCGAGGUGCCAUGGCCCCCCAAUCCUAUGGCGAGUGGAGCACAGCCCUGUCUUACCUGGCGCUGGCGCUGGUGUCUCUGUACGCAGCGGUGAGCACUGCCCAGUGCACUAACGGUCACUUGAUGUGCGCUGGCUGUUUUAUCCACCUACUAGCAGAUGCCCGGCUGAAGGAGGAGCAGGCCACAUGCCCCAACUGCCGCUGUGAGAUCAGUAAGAGCCUCUGCUGCCGCAACCUGGCCGUGGAGAAGGCCGUGAGUGAGCUGCCGUGCGAGUGCGGCUUCUGCCUGCACCAGUUUCCCCGCUCCCUCCUGGAGAGGCACCAGAAGGAGGAGUGCCAGGACAGGGUGACCCAGUGCAAGUACAAGCGCAUUGGCUGCCCAUGGCAUGGCCCCUACCAUGAACUGACGGUGCACGAGGCUGCCUGCGCCCACCCUACCAAGACAGGCAAUGAGCUGAUGGAGAUCCUGGACGAGAUGGACCAGAGCCACCGCCGAGAGAUGCAGCUCUACAAUGGCAUCUUCAGCCUGCUCAGCUUCGAGAAGAUCGGCUACACAGAGGUCCAGUUCCGGCCCUACCGCACAGAUGACUUCAUAACGCGCCUAUACUAUGAAACGCCCCGCUUCACGGUGCUCAACCAGACAUGGGUCCUGAAAGCGCGUGUCAACGACUCAGAGCGCAACCCCAACCUGUCAUGCAAGCGCACACUGUCCUUCCAGCUGCUGCUCAAAAGCAAGGUCACAGCGCCCCUCGAGUGCUCCUUCCUGCUGCUCAAGGGCCCCUAUGACGACGUGAAGAUCAGCCCCGUCAUCUACCACUUCGUCUUCACCAACGAGACCAAUGAGACUGACUAUGUGCCGCUGCCUAUCGUCGACUCUGUGGAGUGCAACAAACUGCUGGCCGCCAAGAACAUCAACCUGCGGUUCUUCCUGUUUCAGAUGCCGAAGUAGGGGGUGGCUCCUGCCCACGCCUGCCUGCAGCUUUACAGACCUGACCUGUCACCCUGUCCCCAGCGGGCAGGGAGAAGUGAGGAGCAAACACGACCAAACCUUGGGAAGUGUGCAUGCGUGUGUGAAGGUGUCCUAGGGCCCAAGGCUGGGCCACCUGCAGAGGAGGCAGGCUCAGGGAUUGGGCGGGCUGCCAGCCCCCGCCCCACCCCACCACAGCAGGCUCACUGCUCUGGACGGGACUCGGGGCCUGCAGACUGGGGACUGCGCAUUUGAUGGCAAUUAAAAUGGCACCUUGUUUCCCACUCUCUGUUUCGUUGGACGGCAUGGCCCUGACUGGCAACCGGGAGCUUGGGUUUGACCUGGGCUCAGAGCCUGCCCACCCACCCGUCUCCACUCCUCCACUCCCCUGAAGAGACUUGAUUUGAAUGCCAUCCCCGCCCCCGGUCCUGGGAGGGUGGCUCUCAUGGAAGCCACUCCUGGGGAGGCAGGACCCUGGCCCCCAGGGCCCAACAGAUGCUUUCGGAAUGCAGGGUGAAAUUCUAUCUCUUCCCAGGAAAAAAAAUUAAACUACAGGCUCUCUUAUGAGUUACACA
Molecule: messenger RNA, 1750 nt
Organism: Suncus etruscus (white-toothed pygmy shrew)
Lineage: Eukaryota; Metazoa; Chordata; Mammalia; Eulipotyphla; Soricidae
Product: cysteine and histidine-rich protein 1
Exons: 4
Coding region: 222-1157 (311 amino acids)
Cellular component (GO): nucleus
Molecular function (GO): zinc ion binding
Source: RefSeq, a predicted model, not a curated record